AUGCGCAACACGCUGCGCCUCGCCGCCCUCGUCGUUGGCGUUCGGCGCGCCUCGAGCAUGGCCGCGCUCGCGUCGAAGAAGCCAGCGCUCACCUUCGUCACGGGCAACGCCAAAAAGCUCGAGGAGGUGACGGCCAUCCUCAACGCCGGAACGCCGCUGCCCUUCGCCAUCGGCAACCGCGCCCUGGACCUGCCCGAGCUCCAGGGCGAGCCCGAGGACAUCGCGCGGGAGAAGUGCGUCCUCGCCGCGGCCGCCGCCGGGGGCGCCGUCAUGUGCGAGGACACGCUCCUCUGCUUCGACGCCUUGAACGGCCUGCCCGGUCCCUACAUCAAGUGGUUCCUGCAGAAGACGGGCCACGCGGGCCUCAACAACCUCCUGGCGGCCUACGACGACAAGGGGGCCUACGCGCAGUGUUUGUUCGCGCUCUGCGCGGGCCCCGGCGCGCCCGUGCGCUUGUUCGACGGACGGACGCGGGGCGCGAUCGUGCCCGCGCGCGGGCCGACGGACUUCGGCUGGGACCCCGUCUUCGAGCCCGCGGAGAGCGGCGGGCUCACCUACGCCGAGAUGGACAAGGCCGCGAAGAACGCCAUCUCGCACCGCGGCCGCGCGCUCGCGCAGCUCCGGACCUGGCUCGCGGACCACGCGGCCGAGUUCGCCGACGAGAUCGCGGCGGCGGCGGGUAAGUGA
Aureococcus anophagefferens is the source of this 687-nucleotide messenger RNA. RefSeq lists its product as hypothetical. The record is from RefSeq and is a predicted model, not a curated record. Gene Ontology annotation, molecular function: nucleoside triphosphate diphosphatase activity. Gene Ontology annotation, cellular component: cytoplasm. Bases 1 to 687 code for a protein of 228 amino acids. The transcript has a single exon. NCBI's taxonomy places the organism in Eukaryota, Pelagophyceae, Pelagomonadales, Pelagomonadaceae. Gene Ontology annotation, biological process: nucleoside triphosphate catabolic process.